Messenger RNA from Bipolaris sorokiniana ND90Pr, 2200 nucleotides. RefSeq lists its product as uncharacterized. NCBI's taxonomy places the organism in Eukaryota, Fungi, Ascomycota, Dothideomycetes, Pleosporales, Pleosporaceae. The coding region runs from base 111 to 1967 and encodes 618 amino acids. The transcript has 3 exons. The record is from RefSeq and is a predicted model, not a curated record. Gene Ontology annotation, biological process: lipid homeostasis; mitochondrion organization. Gene Ontology annotation, cellular component: mitochondrial inner membrane.
GCUAGAAGCGGACGGGUUGCCGUGAGGCGGUUGAGCUUUUUUUUUGAUGUUUUUCUCAAUUUGAACGCCACUCCACCUGCCAUGCUGCCCACCGCGCCGGCCAUGCGCACAUGAUGUCGACUUUUAGCGCUUUUUCGAGUCCGCUGCUCCGCAGGACGUGGACGUGUCGAGCCUGUAUACAAUCGCAACGACGGACGACGACGAGAAUCCCGCAACGGCAGAGUCUAUGGCAACAACGGGGCACACGUGCUGGGCAGAAUGGCUUUACGGGAGGGAUUGGCACGCAGAGGGCAUUUGCAAAUGAAAGUACGGCUGCGAAUGCUGCUGCCAAAGCUGCGGGGAGGAGUGCGAAGAGCAGCAAGAGACGGAGACAACUGGUUCUGAUAGGAGGCGGACUCGUCAUUGGCACAGCAGCAGUCACCUUCAAUGAAGAUGCCAGACACGUCUACGUAGCUGCACAGAGGAGUUACCGGGUAGUUUCGACGUUGGUACUGAACAUCAGAGACUACCGCCAUGUGCUCAAGCGCGACGACGAGCCGGAUUACAAUGAGCAACUCAAGGCGUGCCACCUUCGAUGCGCCAAACGCACGCUUCGCACUCUCGAGAAGAACGGGUCGAUAUUUGUCAAGCUGGGCCAACAUCUCAGCAGCAUGAACUAUCUCCUCCCCAACGAAUGGUGUGAUACGUUCAUCCCGCUACAAGACAAGUGCCCAGUCUCAUCGUUCGAAUCAAUACAGGAAAUGUGCCGGCAAGACACGGGUUUGGGGCUUUUUGACUUCUUUUCCGAGUUUGAAGAGCGACCCAUUGGCGCCGCGUCACUGGCUCAGGUACAUCGGGCUACGGUGCGCGAGACGGGGCAAAAAGUCGCAGUCAAGGUGCAGCAUCCUGCGUUGGAUGAAUGGGCCAGGCUCGAUCUGGCGCUGACGAGCUUCUCCUUUGCCACGCUCAAGCGCUGGUUCCCCGAGUACGAUCUCACAUGGCUGUCCGAUGAAAUGGAGCAAUCUCUCCCCAAAGAGCUGGAUUUCACCCUCGAGGGCAAGAACGCCAUGCGCGCACGCGAGUACUUUUCCCACGUCCGCGAGGUACCGGUCAUCAUACCCGAGGUGCUCUGGGCCAAGCGACGGCUGCUGGUCAUGGAAUACGUAUCUGGAUUCCGGACCGACGAUCUCAAGAGCCUGGAUGAGUAUGGCAUUGAUAGGGACGAGGUAUCUGCGGCGCUGGCACGUAUAUUCAACGAGAUGAUUUUCGGCAAGGACGCACCGCUGCACUGCGAUCCCCACGGUGGAAACAUUGCUAUUCGGCACAAUCCUGCGCGAGGCGGCAAGAACAAUUUCGACGUUAUUCUCUAUGACCACGGAUUGUAUCGCGAUAUCCCUUUGCCCAUACGACGCAGCUAUGCGAAGCUCUGGCUCGCUGUGCUAGACGCGGAUGAGGCGGGUAUGCGGAAAUAUGCAUAUGAAGUUGCGGGUAUCAAGGAUGAGCACUUUCCGCUUUUUGCAUCAGCCAUUACGGGUCGUGAUUACACUGUACUGGCAAAGAAGGAGAAUGGAGGUGGGGGUGUGAUGACAUCGAGGACAAGCGAAGAGAAGAAGGUGAUUGGAGAUGCGCUGGGAGAAGGGCUGAUUGAGAACCUGAUUGAACUACUGGGUCAAGUGCCGAGAGUCAUUCUGCUAAUUCUCAAGACGAACGAUUUGACACGUUCGCUUGACGAGGGCUUGCACACGCGCCAGGGACCGGUGCGCACGUUUCUUAUUCUUGCCCGGUACGCGUCUCGCACAGUGUAUGAGGAGUGCUUGGACAACCUCGGGGGAUCUAUACUGUGGCCCACCAACUUUUUGUACUGGCUAGCGGCAUGGACGAGGUACAUGAGGGUGGAGAUGCAGUUGAGUGGGUACGAGACAUAUCUCAAGUUCAGGGCGUUGCUGGGCAUGAGGAAGAUGGAGAUUGGGGAUAGUUUCCGGGAGUAGGGUACUACAUAUGUACAAAAAUAGAGGUGCAUCAACAGCGAGGAGUCUGGCGAGGAUUGGGGCUUGGGAGUUAGUCGCAGAGGGUUAACUGCUACUGAAUGCAUUGUUGAUUGUUUUGUUUGUUUGCUGCAUGCCAGUCAGUCUAUUGUUGAGGUGGUGGCGGGCUAUGAGCAAGUCCGAGUCCGGGUGUGGGGCGAUAAGGCGGAAGGCGCGGAUGGUAGUGUACAUAGAGG